Oncorhynchus keta (chum salmon) is the source of this 7379-nucleotide messenger RNA. It is a transcript of the gene tcp11l1, whose product is annotated as t-complex 11, testis-specific-like 1. The record is from RefSeq and is a predicted model, not a curated record. The coding region runs from base 303 to 1769 and encodes 488 amino acids. The transcript has 11 exons. Gene Ontology annotation, biological process: signal transduction. NCBI's taxonomy places the organism in Eukaryota, Metazoa, Chordata, Actinopteri, Salmoniformes, Salmonidae.
ACAUUGCAGUCAUAAACAUUGUAGCCAUCUUCCACCUCACGACGAGUUCGACGUCACUUUGGCCCAACCCACUGCCGGAAGACUUCUCUUCAUUUUCACCAGAGAUCAACAACGCAUUUAGCUAGCUAUGUAACUUCAUUCACCAUGCCAGAAGUACACUUUGAUUAGCCAGCAGAGAGACGACUACUCCAUCACUCGACUGUCCAUUCACUUCAGGACUGGCAAAAGUCGGACCGAAGAAAUCUACCCUCCAAGCUAGCUAACCACAGUAUACGUCCCGGGACUCAAGUGAGAGGAGCAACAUGCCCAAGGACUCCGACAAACCUGGGGAUGGAGAGGACAGAACUGACUCCUCUGAACAGUCCCAUAGUAAGAGAGUCUGGAGUGGCACACCUAGUCCUCACAGAGGGAACACCCCACAAUCCAGCCCACCAAGAUUUGUGUCAGCGGAGGAGCUCAUGGAGACGGAAAAAGGUGUGACCAACAUGGCCCUGGCCCAUGAGAUCGUAGUGAAUACUGACUUCCAGGUGAAGCCCUCAGAGCCAGCAGAAGGAAGUUUGGAAAAAAGGGUGAAGGAUAUUAUGCAUAAAGCAUUCUGGGACGUUCUAGAGGCACAACUGAGUGAGAACCCGCCAUCAUAUAAUCACGCCAUCAAACUUCUUGCUGAGAUCAAAGAGACUCUGCUGUCCUUUCUGCUUCCGGGUCAUGGUCGGUUGAGGGGGCGAAUUGAGGAGGUGCUAGACCUCUCUCUGAUCCAGCAGCAGGCAGAGAAUGGAGCUCUGGACAUCAGUAAGGUGGUUGAGUUUGUCAUUGGUAUGAUGGGUUCACUCUGCGCUCCGAGCCGGGACGAGGAAAUCAGGAAGCUUCGGGAAAUCACAGAUCUUGUGCCUCUAUUAAAGGCGGUAUUUCCAGUGAUGGAUAAAAUGAAACUUGAUAUGGCCAAUUUUGCAGUCAGCAGUAUUCGACCCCACCUCCUGCAGCAAUCCGUUGAGUACGAACAGAAGAAAUUCCAGGAGUUUGUUGAAAAACAACCCAACGCCUUAGACUUUACUGAGAAGUGGCUUCAAGACUCUGCUAAGUCUGUACUUCAUGAAGAUCAAGCGGGUGGUGUGGGUGGUUUACCCGCUCCUCUCGCUGUGCACAACCAUGCUUACCUGUGUCUGCUUAAAUGGAACCACGCCUCUGAUCCUUUCCCUGAGACUCUUCUCAUGGACCAGGUGCGUUUCCAGGAAAUGCAGCAGGACUUGCAGCAGCUGGUUCUGGUGGCGUCUGUGCUGCUCAUAGUGUACAACACCACGGGAGAGGCCAUCUCAGGCCUGCCAGGCCUUAUGGACAGACUGAAGAGGACCAUCGGGGUUCUGCUCACAGAGAUGCACAUGCCGUCUUUCAGUGCAGAUGAAGCCUUGGCUACCAUUGGAGAGAGGAUGUGUGUGGAGCUAAGUGGAUGUCUGUCUGAGCAUGGCUUCUCCCCAUUCUCCACCAACCGGCAGAGCAUUCUGAAAGGCCAAAUCUCGGCUGUUACUCUCCCAGACAACGCCAUCCGCAGGCUUAUAGGCUCCCGCAUCCAGACUUACCUGCUUGCCUUCCUGGAGUCCAGUCACAGGAGUGCUCCAACCCUGCCAGGGGGCCUAGCUCCAGUCAGCAAAGAGCUGGAAGAGAUUGCCGUGAAGUUUGGCCGUCUGGUCCACUUCAACAAGUUGGUUUAUUCCCCUUUCUACCAAAAGAUCCUUCAGGAGAUUGUGCAAGAAGGAGAAAGUAAUGACACCUAGGCUUUAACACUGAACUGUUAAUUAAAAUAGGAUCACUGUAGGUUAUCCAUGCUUUCCAUUGUAUGGCUAAAGAUAAUGUAAUAAUGACAGUAUUGUACAAUGCCAGUAUUAAUUGAUAUCAAAAUACUUAUACAAUAAGUGCUGUUGCAUUCACAUGUUACUUAUUUGAUGAUGGUGUGUCUGUUUCUGGAUUGGUACAACAAACACGGGUAAAAAAAGGCAUAAUACAAAAUUGCAUGUUUUCUUUUACUUGCAUUAAAUAAGGAGUUCUGUGAUAGCAUCUGGAAACUAUUUGGUAACUGGCUACUCAUGAAUUGAAUUGCUUAAAAACAUGUACAACAAGAUGUAGAAUUUAUUCCCAGAAGAUAACACUAAAAAGUAUUCCUUAAUACACGUUUCCAAAGUGGUCCUUGAUGGUAAAGGUGAGAACAUAAGAGGACUUUUUGUGUAGAGGCCCUCCUUGUUGGAUAUUUAUUUCCACUGUAAACUGCUAUGUAUACUGUAAAGCACACAUCGCUACCUAGGUUUCCAUCCAAUUGGCGAGUUUCAUGCGAAUAUUCUAAAAUCGGCAUAAAACAAUAUGCGCAUUUUCCCACCAGACAUGUGUUCCCAUCAGAUUGACAGAUAAAAGGCCGUGCAACUAAAAAUCGCUUUUGCGGUUAAAUUCCCAUGUACUGAAUACAUAUAUUUUUUAAAACAAGUUAGUUGGGUUUCCAGUGCAUUUUCAACUCUACAGAUGGUUUUCACAAAGAAAGUGUUGCAUUAUAUAGUGAGUGUGCCCACUCUGGUAUUGGCAUUGCUGUUGGCUAGAGUGCAUGUAUAGUUUACAUGAUGAGAUUUAUUAGGACAAAAGAGCAAGAUUAUUUGAUAUAUGUCAAACAACAGCCAAGCAUCGAUGAUCAUGUCACCAGAAUGAGACCUUCAAUAUUUAUUGGAAAGGAGCAUCAAGCUCAUCACCUUGCACUUUCACCACCCUGUGAAGUUCAUUAUAAUUGAUUUAAUCUGUAGCCUAAUAAACUGCAUGCUUUCCCUACGAGUCGUAGUGGGAGGACCACAACAUGUCAUCGUUUGACUCCAAGUUUACUUCGAUGUGAUGGUUAUUAUAUCAAUAUUUGCGCAUAAAAGUGUUUCCAUUGAUAUCUCUCCCAUAAUUCAUUGUACCAACACAAAUCCCACCUUGUCUAGCGUAUUUAGUUUUGUCAACAUUUGGAAAGUUCACUUGAAAAUUGUCUGUUUCCAUAAGACCUGUCGUAACAUUUUUGUUAUCUGAAAUGUACUUUGCAUAAAAAGUUUAGAUGGGAACCUGGUUAUUGACAGUGAUCAUGAUUGGUGCCUUGCAUACCUUCAUGUGACCAGCUGUAGAUUCAUGAUUUGGUAACUGUUUAAACAUGUUUAAAAACAAAUAUGAAAGGACAAAAGGUAAUACUGAACCAUACAAUCAAUCAAAUGUAUUUAUAAAGCCCUUUUUAUAUCAGAUGUCACAAAGUGCUAUACAGAAACCCAGCCUAAAACGCCAAACCGCAAGCAAUGCAAAUGUAGAAGCACGCUGGCAGAAACCUAGGAAGAAACCUAGAGGAACCAGGCUCAAACGGGUGCCCAGUCCUCUUCUGGCUGUGCCAGGUGGAGAUUAUAAGAGUACACAGCCAUUAAGGCCAGAUUGGUCUUCAGUAUGUUCAAAUGUUCAUAGAUGACCAGCUGGGUAAAAUAAUAAUCACAGUGGUUGUAGAGAGGUUGCAACAGUUCAGUACCUCAGGAGUAAAUGUCAGUUGGCUUGUCAUGGGCCAAGCAUUCAGCAGUGGUGUUAAGUACUUAGGUUUUUGGGGGGUAUCUCUACUAUACUAUUUAUAUUUUUGACAACUUUUACUUCACUACAUUCCUAAAGAAAAUAAUACUUUUUUUCUCCAUAUAUUUUCCCUGACACCCAAAAGUACUCAUUACAUUUUGACAGGAAAAUGAUCAAAUUUACGCAAGAGAAGAUCCCUGCUCAUCCCUACUGCGUCCGAUCUGGCGGUCUCACUAAAUACAUACUUCAUUUGUAAAUUAUGUCAGUGUCGGAGUGUGCCCAAGGCUGUCUGCUUUGCUUACUAUAAGGAAUUUGAAAUUAUUCAUAGUUUUACUUUUGAUACUUAAGUGUAUUUAAAACCAAUAAUUUUAGACUUUUACUCAAUUAUUAUUUUAAUGGGUGACUUUUACUUGAGUCAUUUUAUAUUAAGGUACCUUUUACUUUUACUCAAGUAUGACGUUUGAAUACUUUUUCCACCACUGGCAUUCAGAGGUUGAGACAGCAGAUAUGGUAGAGAUAUGGAGAGCGAGAGUCUAAAACACCAUGUUUUUACAAGCUCUGUUUGCUUUUUGGCAAACCAGGUUUCCAUCCAACCUUUUAUGUGAGUAAAGUACAUGUUGGAUAAAAAAUGUAAUGACAGGCCUGAUGGAAACAGCAAAUUUGUCUAAACUUUUCAUAUCUCGACACAAAUAUAACAACAGAGUUAGACAUGGAAAAACUAAACGUACAGUCAAUAACGCAAUAGAAAAAUCAAUAUACAGUGUGUGCAAAUGAGGUAAGAUUAGGGAGGUAAGGCAAUAAAUAGGCCAUAGUGGCAAAGUAAUUACAAUUUAGCAAUUAAACACUGGAGUGAUAGAUGUGCAGAAGAUGAAUGUGCAAGUAGAGAUACUGGGGUGCAAAGUAGCAAAAAAUAUAUAUGGGGAUGAGGUACUUGGAUGGGGCUAUUUACGGAUGGGCUAUGUACAUGUGCAAUGAUCUGUGAGCUGAUGCUUAAAGUUAGUGAGGGAGGUAUGAGUCUCCAGCUUCAGUGAUUUUUGCAAUUCAUUCCAAUCAUUGGCAGCAGAGAACCGAAAGGAAAUGCGGCCAAAGGAGUAAUAGGCUUUGGGGGUAACCAGUGAAAUAUACCUGCUGGAGCGCGUGCUGCUAUGGUGGGCUGAGAUAAGGUGGGGCUUUACCUAGCAGACUUAUAGAUGACCUGGAGCCAGAGGGUUUGGCGACGAAUAUGAAGCGAGGGUCAGCCAACGAGAGCAUACAGGUCUCAGUGGUGGGUAGUAUAUGGGGCUUUGGUGACAAAACGGAUGGCACUGUGAUAGACUGCAUCCAAUUUGCCGAGUAGAGUGUUGGAGGGGCUAUUUUGUAAAUGACAUCGCCGAAGUCAAGGAUCGGUAGGAUAGUCAGUUUUACAAGGUAUGUUUGGCAGCAUGGGUGAAGGAUGCUUUGUUGUGAAAUAGGAAGCCGAUUCUAGAUUUCAUUUUGGAUUGGAGACCGAUGAAAGUUAUGAACUUCACUGGGUGGUGAAAGUGCACGGUGAUGAGCUUGAUGUUCAUGUCCAAUACCUAUCAGGAUUCUGUUGACAUGAUAAUUGAUGCUUGUCUGCCGUUUGACAAAUGAAAAUAAUAUCUCGCUCUUUUGUCCAUAAUAAUCUUAUCAUGUAGUAGGCUAUACCCACACUAUCUGCGAGUGCGAGCUGUUGGCUAGAGCGCCCAUGCACUUGCCAGAAUGGGACGUUCGCAAUGUUACACAAACAUUUUUGUCACAAAACCAUAGGUAGAGUUGCAAAUGCGAUGAAAAUGUUUUACUUGCCACUCCGUCAUUUGGCACGGCCAUUUAUUGGCCACUAGCUAAUUUGAUGGAAACGUCUGUGGUGGGAAAAUGUACAUAUUGUUUUUAAGAAUGUUUGAAUAUUGAAUAUAUUGACAUUUUAAAAUCUGUCCCCAAUUGGAUGGAAACCUAGCUAUAGAUGCAGAUAAAACCAGUCGUGCAUGCAAAUGUGUAUAUACUGUAAGAGCUUGAUGUUACUGUUUAACUUAUUGUUUUCUCAACAUUUACUGCAUGUCCAUCAAUCUUUUGACUCAUUCCAUGCAACAUUUAACGCUCCUUCAAUGCAUAGCUGCGGGAAAUAGGGGUGCCGAGGGUGCUGCAGCACCCCCUGAAAAAGCUGUGGGGAAAAAAUUAAAAUAUACACUACCAAUGAAAAGUUUGGACACCUACUCAUUCAAGGGUUUUUCUUUAUUUGUACUAUUUUAUACAUUGUGGAAUAAUAGUGAAGACCUCAACUAACACAUGGAAUCAUGUAGUAACUAAAAUAGUGUUAAACAAAUCUUCAAAGUAGCCACCCUUUGCAUUGACAGCUUUGUACACUCUUGGCAUUCUCUUAACCAGCUUCACCUGGAAUGAUUUUCCAGCUAUCUUGAAGGAGUUCCCACAUAUGCUGUGCACUUGUUGGCUGCUUUUCCUUCACUCUGCGGUCCAACUCAUCCCAAACCAUCUCAAUUGGGUUGAGAUCGGGUGAUUGUGGAGGCCAGGUCAUCUGAUUCAGCACUCCAUCACAUUUUUGCAAAAAACUCAUCUCUUUUUGCCUUGUUAUUAUGGGGUAUUGUGUGUAGAUUGAUGAGGGGAAAAACAACAACAAUUUAAUCAAUUUUAGAAUAAGGCUGUAACAUAACAAAAUGUGGAAAAAGAAGUCAAAGGGUCUGAAUACUUUCUGAGUGCACUGUAAGUAUUUUCUUUUUUUGUGGCAGGUAUCCUAGUGGUUAAGAGUGUUUGUCUAGUAAAAGAAAGGUCGCUGGUUGGAAUCCCAAAGCCGACUAGGUGAAAAAUCUGUUGAUUUGCCCUUGAUUUGCCCACGUAACCCCAAUUGCUACUGUAAGUUUCUCUGGAUAAGAGAGUCUGCUAAGUGACUCAAAUGUAAUGAUCAGCUCGUCAAAAAUUGAAGGAUGCAAACUUGAAACGACUUUUCAUGACAAUUUAGCCCACGGCAUAAAGCUCCUGGACAACAGUUGUGAGUAGCCUGAUUAUCCAUUCCAUAUUGUCCAUUUUACUUUGACCUGUCCUGUUUUUAGGAUCUGUUUUUUUUUGGUCAACUUGUCAGCAAUGUUUAUUUUUUAUUGGGCACAAUUUAUGUUAGACACAUCAUGCAGAUUUAUCAGAUCAAAUAGCCUGUCUCAUUACAUUGUCGUACAUUUUUAUCUCCAGCCUGUAGGCCACAGAAAAGGCCACAUACUCUUUCUACCAUAUUUGAUAUUGGCUAUGAUUUAUGUCCGAUUAUUUGUUGUUGUUGGCGGAACGUUGGAGAGUGGCAGUGAUGCAGUUGUCCAACAGCACCAUGGAGACGCACACUGGGAAUGGACAAGCAACAUUUCUUGCGCCCCUGCCUUUGACAAAGUGGCCACUGUGUAUUUAUUACACGGCGGCAUCAGCACUCACUUAAAAAGACCAUAUGCCACAGGUUGAGAGAAAUUGUCAUUGUUUUUGGGCAGAAUUAAGUGAGGUUUGUAUGUGUUGUUGAAGGUGCGUCUUGAUCAGUUUAGCUCAGAAAUUGCCACCUUCAAUCUGCCGCAGUAGGUGGCCGCAUAAUCCUGCCGAAUGAGCGGACAGGUCUUGCCUGUAUUAGUGGACGGAUACAGCAGUCCGUAACAUGAGAAGAAAUGUUUUUCUCCCAAAUUUGCAGCACCCCCACCACCAAACAUCUUCCCGUGGCUAUGCUUCAAUGUAUUGUUACAUAGUGUUAUCACAUCAAUGUUACUUAUUUUGUGUAAGGCUGUAAUUACCUAUCAGCAAUGUUCAGCACCGAACAUGAAGCACUCAAUAAAUCCUGUGAAUAUUUA